ACGUACGUCAUUGUGUGUGCGACGCUGUGUGUCAGUCAGGGUCGCUAACGAAAGAACAAUGUCAAUAAGAGUAACAGCCAUGUUUUCAGUGAAUAUUGUGCGCACCACACGGCACCGUGUGGCUUCUCAGUGCGUCAGUAAGAGACACUUUACGGCGCCAUGUUUCAGAGCCAUGAGCAGAGAGAGUAAGCAGCUCGAGGGCCGCAGAAGCUCCUUCCUCAACCCCACCGAGGUGCACUCCCACCGUCCACCCACCUGCCGUCUGUCCUCAGUCCCCCCCUCAGAGGACGGAGACCUCGUGUACACUGGCAGCCUGGCCAGAGCUGUUCGAGGGGUCAAGCUGUUUUCAUACAGCACCAGUGGGACCAGCCUCUUCCUGGUGCCCCACACCCUCCUAAAGACCGGACUGGUGGUCCAAAGCUUUGCCUUGACGGCCGCUUUCUGUGGAGUCGUCGGAUUUUUCACCUUCCUCACCCCAGUCCUCCUCCACCUCAUCACCAAGGGCUAUGUGGUCCGCCUCUACCACCAGCCAGACGGAGACACCUACACAGCCAUCACCUACAGCGUCUUCCUCACUGAAAAAAAGAGUGUGUUCCACCAGAGGCAGGUCAGGAUCCCAGCUGUAGGCAAGAUGUUCACCACCUUCUAUGCUGACAAAAUGGGGCUACUGGUAAACCCGGACAUGUUCCGCGUUCCACAUGACUACAACCACCUGAUGGGCUACGAUAAGCCCUUCCGCUUCGACGCGGACCACAUCAAUGACCCGGAUAAGAGCUGAACUGCCCACCGGAUCGAUGUGGUGUGGGUGUACGAGUCGUUCCCCGUUUCACACAUUCACAGAGCGCUCUGCGAGGAUUUCUCUCAACAGGUUUCCACAUUUCUUGUUAAUAAAUUAUGACAUCAUUAA
Gasterosteus aculeatus aculeatus (three-spined stickleback) is the source of this 907-nucleotide messenger RNA. It is a transcript of the gene tmem70, whose product is annotated as transmembrane protein 70. Gene Ontology annotation, cellular component: mitochondrial membrane. The record is from RefSeq and is a predicted model, not a curated record. Gene Ontology annotation, biological process: mitochondrial proton-transporting ATP synthase complex assembly. Lineage: Eukaryota; Metazoa; Chordata; Actinopteri; Perciformes; Gasterosteidae.